Molecule: messenger RNA, 1422 nt
Organism: Glycine soja
Lineage: Eukaryota; Viridiplantae; Streptophyta; Magnoliopsida; Fabales; Fabaceae
Product: wall-associated receptor kinase-like 15
Exons: 2
Coding region: 197-1081 (294 amino acids)
Molecular function (GO): polysaccharide binding
Source: RefSeq, a predicted model, not a curated record
UGUUAAGGAAAUUCUUACACAACAAAAACUCAAGUUCCUUAUACCUUCUUCUCAGAAAGUCAUUAUUCAUCUGCUAGCUAGCUAGAGGCUAGAACCCUUCAAACAAUUCAAUAAAUAGUUAACACCAGCAUCAAACUUAUUAGUCCCUCAUCUUCUUGCUUCACCACUUUCCGUAUCCCUCAGCUUCACGACAACAAUGGAUUUCACUUACCCUUCACUUCUCUCCAUUUUCCUUCUCCUACUACUUCCUUCUCUGAUCUCAUCACAAAUCUGCCAGAAAAACUGUGGCAAAGAAACUGUCAAGUACCCUUUUGGCAGUGGUCCUGGUUGUGGAGACCCUCGUUUCCAACCACAUGUGACAUGUAGCAACCAAAAGCUCACAUUCACCACUCACACAGGCUCCUACCCUGUUACCUCAAUUGACUACACCAACCAAGUCAUAUACAUCUCAGAUCCCACCAUGUCAACAUGCUCUUGCACUGUCCCUAGCAAAGGCUUUGGCCUUAACUGGGAUGCACCAUUUACCUUUGCUGAUAGCACCAUCUUUGCUCUAGUAGAUUGCUCAAUGAACUCAUCAUCCAUAUGCCAAUCAAAUGGCUAUGAUGAUGGGAGCAAUUCUAAGCUUUUAUGUGAUCAAGGGACACCAAUUUGUAGUCUUCUAUAUUCAUGCAGACCUAUUAGCACCAUCAACCUUCCAAUCUCAACGUGCUGCGUUUACACGCCGGUUAAUCUCGGUCCGGCUUUUGAGAUGGAUCUGCAGAAGCUGCAAUGCCCUUCUUACACGGGGUUCUACAACUUCAAUGAUCAACAAACGGAUCCUGAAAAGUGGAACUAUGGAAUAGCACUCAAAUACAAGUUCAGUGUCACAAAUGACUAUCCUGGCUCGUGUGAUGCGUGUGAAAGGAGCCAUGGUGUGUGUGGGUAUGGUGGAGCCUAUAACUCGUUUGUCUGCAAUUGUCCUAAUGGGAUUAACACUACAACAGAUUGUUUCUUCAUAUCAUCUUAUAACAAGGGUUUUAGAAAUGGGGUUGCUUGGUUGAUCUAUCCUGUAGCAUGGUUUCUUGUUUGGUUUUUCUUGUAAGUUAUCUUGGAUGGUACUUCUACAAUCUAGCUCGUGACCCAGCAAGUAACAAAUCAAAAUAUUUCUGAAGGUUGUGACAAGUUUUAUUGUUGGGAACUUUCGUGGUUUGGGGGGAAAUUAUGUCUGACUUUCAUGGUUUGGGGGCAAAUUAUGUAUGACUUUCUCGGGUUAAAGAAUUUGGCCUUUAAUUAAUGGUGUCCUACUGUGGCAGAUGUGUGCACAUGCAACCUGUAAUGUGAAUCUCCUCUCAGUUCAUUUAUGUUCAGAAUUCAGUGAAUGCCAAUUUUAUUUUUUUAUGGAAUUUAUAAUAGAUUGCUUGCAUGUCAAUUACCAUAGUUCAA